Protomyces lactucae-debilis is the source of this 3054-nucleotide messenger RNA. RefSeq names its product SNF2 family N-terminal domain-containing protein. Gene Ontology annotation, biological process: transcription-coupled nucleotide-excision repair. The transcript has 2 exons. Lineage: Eukaryota; Fungi; Ascomycota; Taphrinomycetes; Taphrinales; Protomycetaceae. Gene Ontology annotation, cellular component: nucleus. The coding region runs from base 1 to 3054 and encodes 1017 amino acids. The record is from RefSeq and is a predicted model, not a curated record. Gene Ontology annotation, molecular function: ATP-dependent chromatin remodeler activity; ATP binding.
AUGUCGGCAGGCGGAGCGGCGACAGAAGCAACAGCAGCAGCUAGUCAUGAAACCAUAGCAGCUGCCUCAGAACUCGAUGCACUCGGCGUCAAUAUCGUUAGUCAGGCGCAUCUCGAACAGACCGUCGCGCAGCAAGCCGAUACGCUACUGAAUGCACGCGAUGAUGAGCUGGACAACAGACGGCUCGACAAGGCACACAAGGAGCUUGCCACACUGGAAAAGAAGAUGGGCGUAUUGGAAGAACGUCUAGAGAGCACACGAACAACAGUCAGUGUCAAGGUGGCAUUGCGCGGACAGUUGCCAGUCUUGGCCGAACAACGCGAUGCGCUACGUCAAGAUGUGUCCGAGAUUGAAGAGCGACUACGGGAGCGGAAGCAGAAGAAGCAGGCGAAAGCGCAGCAUCCAAAGCCUUCAGAGGAAGGACCACCUGAACGAGAUGACACGGAGACUGAACGUGCCUAUCUGAUCCGUACAGGCAAGAUUACGCCUUUUGCAAAGAUUGCAGGGCUCGAACGAUCCAACACGACGGAAGAGACUGACAUGGCGCGCCCAGAGGAAGGCCAGACGUCAAUCAGCAAGGAGAUGUCGCAUCAGACUUUGCGGCAACCUGGAUUUGCGCCAGCUAUGACAAAGCCCGUCAAAGCAGAGCCUGCCUUGCAUGAGUUGUUUGACCAAACAGAGACUGAUGAACAAAUGGCAGCCCCACUCGCUGAUGUAGAUGAUGGUAACGAAGCGCGGUAUCAGCAACGUCUGUCACAAUGGACACGAACACGCGCCAAAGCGCGCGCAGCACAAGGUGCAGGAGUAGACGAAGACAUGGACGAAGUCUUGCAACCGCAUCCGACAGAACCAUCGUUGGCUUUCAACGGUGGAUUUCAAAUACCAGGCGACAUUCAUCCUUCCUUGUUUGACUAUCAAAAGACGUGUGUGCAGUGGCUCUGGGAGCUCCAUGCACAAGGGUGUGGCGGUAUCAUCGGCGACGAGAUGGGCCUCGGCAAGACUGUGCAAGUCAUUUCAUUCCUUGCGGGACUCUCGCAUUCAGGCAAGUUGGAUGGGCCUGUGCUCAUUGUGGCACCAGCAACAGUCAUGCAGAUGUGGGUCAAGGAGUUUCACAAAUGGUGGCCACCCCUUCGUGUCUGUAUUUUGCAUUCUUCAGGGGAAGCGACGCGUGCUGGCUCAAAUGUUCGCAAAGUGGUGCAGAAUGUGGUGAAUGAGGGACAUGUCCUUGUCACGACCUACGCUGGCUUGACCAGUUAUCGCGAGAUGCUCGGACCGGUCGCAUGGUCGUAUGCCAUCUUGGACGAAGGACACAAAAUUCGUAAUCCUGAUGCAGAGGUAUCGCUUGCUGCAAAACAACUCAGAACGGUGCAUCGCUUGAUUCUCUCUGGCACACCCAUCCAAAACAAUCUCACGGAACUAUGGAGCUUGUUUGACUUUUGCUUUCCAGGCAGACUUGGCACGCUGCCCAUCUUUCACGCUCAGUUUGCGUUGCCCAUCAAUAUUGGUGGGUAUGCGAAUGCAUCAAAUGUGCAAGUGCAAACAGCAUUCAAGUGUGCGUGUGUCUUGCGCGAUCUUAUCAGUCCAUACCUGCUGCGCCGUAUGAAGGCGGAUGUCGCUGCUGAUUUGCCCAAAAAAUCAGAGCAAGUCUUGUUCUGCAAACUCACAGACAAGCAACGUACUGCAUAUGAACGAUUUUUGGCAAGUGGAGAGAUGGAGGCCAUCUUGAACGGUAAGCGACAGGUACUUUUUGGCGUGGAUGUAUUGCGCAAGAUUUGUAAUCACCCAGAUCUCGUUGACCGCUUGCAAUUACAGAAACGCAGUGAUUAUGGCGAUUCAAGCAAAAGUGGUAAGAUGCAGGUUGUCAAGGCUUUGCUGGAGCUGUGGAAGCGGGAAGGACAUCGAACCUUGUUGUUUGCGCAGGGAAGGCAAAUGCUGGAUAUUCUGGAACGGUAUGUGGUGAGUUUGGAAGGCUUCAACUAUCGACGCAUGGAUGGAACAACACCGAUUGUGCAAAGACAAGCACUUGUCGAUGAGUUCAAUACCAAUGCAGACAUUCACGUUUUCUUGCUCACAACACGCGUGGGAGGUCUUGGUGUUAACUUGACUGGUGCUGACCGCGUUGUCAUCUAUGACCCAGAUUGGAAUCCGUCGACUGACGUGCAAGCGCGCGAACGGGCAUGGCGCCUCGGUCAAAAGAAGGACGUCACCAUCUUCCGCCUGAUGACCUCCGGCACAAUCGAGGAGAAGAUUUAUCAUCGCCAAAUCUUCAAGCAGUUUUUGACGAAUAAGAUUCUUCGAGAUCCUAAGCAGCGGCGAUUCUUCAAGAUGAAUGACUUGCAUGAUUUGUUUAGUCUUGGUUCAGAGGCAUUCGACGGGACAGAAACGGGUGAUAUGUUUCUUGGUACUGAAAAGACCUAUGCAGCGCCUGACGCCAAGAAGAAAGGGCGACAAGCAGAGGAAGCGCAGCUUGCAACGCUGGAUGGUGUGGCUGCGCUUGAGACCUUUUCAGCACAGGGCACUGCCGCUGCAGAAGAUCAAACGGGCGAGGAGAAUGUGCUUGAGAGCAUCUUUGCGCGGAGUGGUGUACAAAGUGCACUGGAGCACGAUCAAAUCAUGGAUGCUGCGCGACCAGAGCAGCUACUGGUUGAAAGAGAGGCUAAUAGAAUCGCCAAAGAAGCAGCUGAAACACUGAAACAAUCACGAAGGGAAGCACAGCGCCAACCAAUUGGUACUCCAACCUUCACAGGACGCUUUGGAGGUGGUCAGGGGUCAGGUGGGCUGCUAGCGGGUAUGGCACGACGCCGGGAGGCCGAGACUGGCGAGCCUGUCUUGUCGAUUGCAAAGUUGAGUGAUCCUGGCCGUGCUGCCCUCAUCAAGCGCAUUGCUGCGUUCCUGGGCCGGCAUGGUGAGGAUGGUGUUGCGAGUCAGGGGAUUGUGGAUGAGUUUGGGGUGAAUGUCGAGGGAGCAGAAGAGGUGACGCUCUUCAAGAAGAUGCUCCGGCAGAUUGCGGUGUUCAAGAACCGUCGAUGGGCCUUGAAGGAGGAGUACCGGUGA